Cylas formicarius (sweet potato weevil) is the source of this 5496-nucleotide messenger RNA. RefSeq names its product tuftelin-interacting protein 11 (gene sip1). The record is from RefSeq and is a predicted model, not a curated record. The coding region runs from base 214 to 5250 and encodes 1678 amino acids. NCBI's taxonomy places the organism in Eukaryota, Metazoa, Arthropoda, Insecta, Coleoptera, Brentidae. The transcript is spliced from 23 exons. Gene Ontology annotation, biological process: spliceosomal complex disassembly. Gene Ontology annotation, molecular function: nucleic acid binding. Gene Ontology annotation, cellular component: U2-type post-mRNA release spliceosomal complex.
ACGCAGGCGCCGAACAGAUGUAAUAUUUCCGGUAUAACAGGUAUUGCAACUUUGAUAGUAGGUGGUAUUCGUUGGUGAAUUUGAUGAAAUGUAUGAAAAACCACUUGCAAAAACCUAAAUUGUUGAGAUUGAAAAUAAUCUCUAUUAUAGUAAGACACCAACAUUAUCAAGAGUACUUGCCUCAAGCUGAAACUAACCAAAGCUAUAUACACAAUGAAUAUUUCAAACUCAGAAUUAAUAGUCAUUUUGGAGAGGAUUGUUCAACCUAACGCACCUCAGGUCGAUGAAAACUUUCUGUCGACGUUACUGCAACUUGUGACUGGUCCAGAGUUUGAUACUCGACAAUCAUUGGAUUGGAUAGCGAACACUGUAAAGUUAUGGAAAGAAACAGCAUCACCGGAGUCGAUAAUAUUCGUCUUCACCCUUCAUUUUACGGAAUUCCUUUCAAAAAGCGAAUCAAAUUUCAGACAGUUGAUUAAAUCGAACGUAAUCAAAAGUCUGUUAAAGAUGGGAAAAUCCAUGAGUGAUAACGCAGAGGUGACGGUUUCCAUCAUGGGAAUGAUCAAGUCAUUUUGCGAACACAAUGCUGGUAUAAUAUUCGUUAAAGAUUCCGGGUUAUGGUUGGACAUAAUUUCAAAACUUCAAUCUGAGAAUGCAAAAGACCCAGAAUUUGUUAAAAUAGGAUUUGAUUUGAUUGCUACACUACUUACAAACGCAGCUGAAGAACAUAUCACCUUUAGCACCCAAGUGCUUAAAUUGGUUGCAGAUCCAUUAAUCGAUGCGAUGCAACUUAUUGAAGGUGCUCAAUCCGAAGAUUCGAUUAGUACACUGAUUCCGAAUAUCGUUUCCAUGAUCGAAAUUCUAGAAAGGCUAUUGGAAAAAGUGAGCCUUAAUGUGCUUAAAGCAUUAUUAACCCUUGAACUGGAAAAGGUUUGUGAGAACUGGUUGUCCGUGAGCACAAAUGAAAAAUUGUGUUUGGAUUUGGGUCGAAUCGCAAUAAUUCUGUCGUUUUAUCGGAUUGUGUAUUAUUUCGACGGAAUAAAAGUAGUGAAUCGUGAUGGCGUCACAUUGGAAUGCUUUCUCAGAAUAUUUGAAAAUCAGAUAACAAAAGGACAUGUCAAAACUGCCUUCAAGUUGUGUUUUUAUACGCAAAAAUACUGGAAAAGUGUUGAAGAGAGAAUGCCGAAAUACUAUCGUAAAGGAAAACCGAUCGAAGUCGAAGAUCAAAUUAUGGCGAUUUUAAUGGUACCGCUGGUUAAAUUUAUUAAAACUGUGAAUUCAUCGUCCCACAAGUCGUAUGGCUAUGAAGAGGAAACUCGGCUCAUUUACUUGUUUUCUGUUUUGGGCAAAGUGAGCGUAAAUACUUACUAUUCAGCCAUAAUUUUAUUUAAUUUUCUGGGCAAUUUCCCUAUAUUCGAAAUCGAGUAUUUGGUAUUGGAUUGCUUCAUAGAAUGCAAACAUUAUUUCUCGCGACAGAACGCGGGAUUGAUAUUUCAAAUGCUAAUGUAUGUCAUCAAAGAGUUUUUAUUCGAGUAUAUAAACACAAAAGCACCCCGUAAUGAAAUCUCCUCAAAACCAUUGAGGUUUGUCACUAGACUACUAGAUGCCUUACUGGAAUACAUUGUAUUCUUCAACUUGUCGUGGACAGAUUCAGUGACUACAAUUUUUGGAAUAUAUUUGGCGGUAGGCUUCUUGAAGUUUAAUCUAUGGCCUCCAGAGUUAAUCAUCAAAGGAUUGAUCUUGCUUGAUAUAGCAUUGAAGAAAAAUAUGUCUGCCAAUAUGACCCUCUUGAUUGAUAGUACUAACAACUCGCCUUUAACUAAAAUAGGACCCACGCUCAGGUUAAAAUGUUGCAAUGAGAACUGGGAAAUUAGAAAAGCAACUUUGGAAGUAGUUCACACUGUGGCAUUAAAAGCAAGUAAUAUGUCAAAUAAAUCCCAAGAAAAAUUCCCAUCUUUCCAGACCAUUUUGCAAGAGUCGCAUAUAGUAGAACUCGUUUUUAAUAUGGCACUUAAUGAUAGCAACAUAUUUGUCAGGGCCAAGGCUAUGGAAUGCAUAAAGAAAAUGAUGACAAUUGAAGAUAUUGCAAGAAAUCUAUUAGAAAAUAAUUGUUUGGUAGAUAUGUUACUGUUUAAUUUUAUGGAAAAAAUCUUGAAAGUGCUGUUCAAAGAAGAAGAGUUAGUUAGAAAAGAAGCAGUAGGAGUUAUCACUAAAAUCUACAAGUAUCACAAUACUUCAGAAUAUAACACACUCCAAAUUUACAAUGCAAUGGAAUAUGUAGCAAGCGUAGACCACAGUCCUGGUGUCAUAAUAAAUGGGCUUAAAUUUUGGAAAAAUGUUAUAUUUAAACAUUUGGAAAAUCAAGGUAUGACUGACAAAAUAUUUCCUGAUGUAACUUUUUCAAAAGAAGAAAAGAAAAUCGUGAUUCUUACUAAAGGCAAAGUAAAAAAAAGAUUAGUUACGGUGCUGAAUCAGCUAAGUUCAACAGGAUGCUUUGCCUUAUUUAUUAAUCACGUAAAACAAACUCCAAUGUCUGUCAAUCUUUUAAGUCCAGCGCUUAAAACUCUUCAGCAAUUAUCAGAAAUUUUAAAAAGAUAUGAGGUUGGUAAAGAGGAUAUCAAAUGCAUAUCUGGACUUCAUUCAUAUAUAUCCAGAGACUUAAACGAAAUAAACCACUUGGUGGAAGAACUAAUAAACAAUACUAAUAUUGACAUUUUAAAAGAUUUGGAAAACAUGGCUCACAAUCAGUACUUUUUGUCUCAACUGGAAAAUGAAGUUGAUCUGUCCAAGGAUCAUGUUUCACCUGAAGAUUUUAUUGAAUUUUUAUAUAAUGACCUCCCAUUCUACAUUUUAAAAAGUAUUUGGGCUGACGACAGUGACAAUGAAGACGAUAACAAGUCUUUUAACAAGCCGCGAAAAUCCAAAAAUUAUUCGGCUCCUAUUGGAUUUGUAGCAGGAGGAGUGCAGCAAGCUGGCAAAAAGAAAAAUGAAAUUAGGACUGAAAAAGAAGAGUCUGAUGAAGAAAAGCCAUCAACUUCAUUUAAACACAGAAACAGCUCUGAUUCUGAGGAUGAGCAAACAGUUGGAUUUGGUUUCGGUUCACAACCAAAAAAACCAAUUCAAUCUACUGUCACAGAAAUCACCUCUGACAUAGCAGGUUGUCGCACUAGAAAUCGUGUAGACAAAGCAUUAAUUAAUCAAGGAAUGGGUAAUUGGGAAAAGCAUACAAAAGGUAUUGGGGCAAAGUUGCUUCUUCAAAUGGGGUUCCAACCUGGAAAGGGGUUAGGUAAAGACCUUCAGGGCAUUUCCACUCCAGUUGAAGCUCAUUUAAGGAAAGGCCGUGGGGCUAUUGGUGCUUAUGGACCAGAAAAACCAGCCUCUAUCCCUAAAGUAAAGAAAAAGGAAGUAAAGGAUGAAAUUGAGAGUGAUGAGGAAACGCAAGGCACUGCAAAAUGGAAGAGAAAUGACGUUUCAUCAAAACAAAAGACAAGAUAUUAUUACCGUAGUGUUGAUGAUGUAAUAGAAAAAGGUAAAAAACCAGGAGGUUAUAGAAAUUCUGGAAUUUCAAGUGAUUUAUCGAAAGUGAAAGUGAUUGAUAUGACUGGGCCUCAGCAGCGAAUUUUGAGUGGUUAUCAUGCACUUAGUGGCCUCAAAGCCCCUCCAGGCGUCGAACAUUUUGAAGAUGUAGUACAUAAGAAAUGUCAAAAUUUUGCCUUGCCCGAAAUACAACAUAAUUUAGACUUAUUGGUGGAUAUGUGUGAACAAGACAUUAUUAGAAUAGAUCGAGACUUGAGGUAUAACCACGACAAGAUUGUCAGUUUUAAGCACGAGGAAGAUAGUUUAAAAAAUCAACUAUUGGUGGAAGAUAGAGCUGUAAAUAAUUUAAGAAGUAUUUUGGACAUUGUGGACAAAUUAAUGGAUCCAUCUCAGGAUUAUUCUUUAGGACAAAUUGGUUCAAUAUUUAAAGAUUUAUUGGAACACCAUUAUGAAGAAUAUUGUCGUUAUGAAUUAGGUGAGCUUGCACCGGGUCUCGUGGGUCCACUUCUUACAUCUGCACUAGCGAAUUGGAAUCCAUUGCUACAGCCCAAGCAGUAUACCGAAUUUUAUGGUCACUGGAAAGAGCUUCUGGAGGAACCAAAACGGCGAGGAACAUUCGAAGGUAAUAAAGUUGGAAUACAGCCAUACGAUAGUCUCAUAUGGCACACUUGGGUGCCUGUUAUGAGAACUUGCAUUAGUUCAUGGAAUCCUCGCGACUGUGACCCGCUCAUAAACCUCAUGGAGUCUUGGAAACCGCUUCUGCCAGUCUGGAUACUGAACAACGUUUUCGAUCAGUUCAUCAUGCCGCGCAUAUCAUCAGAGGUCAACCAGUGGAACCCUCUAAUGGAUACAAUCCCCAUCCAUUUGUGGAUACAUCCUUGGAUCCCCCUACUGGAUGAUCGACUUCAAGAAAAGGUUUACCCCAUCAUUCAGGAGAAACUGGGAGUAGCUUUGACAAACUGGCAUCCAUCAGAUAGGUCAGCGAAGUUGAUGUUACAGCCCUGGCAGAGGGUUCUCACCAAAGGGGCUUUCCUAGCAUUUCUCUUAAAACAUAUUGUUCCAAAAUUGCAAGUUUGUAUGCAGACUAUGGUUAUCAAUCCACAUCAACAACUUUUGGAUCCUUGGAAUUGGGUCAUGGAUUGGGGUGACAUGCUUUCCCUUUCCAACAUGACUCUCAUUUUGGACAAAUUCUUCUUUCCAAGGUGGCUUCAAACCUUAGCAAUGUGGCUCAACCAUAACCCGAACUACAAUCAGGUAACAGAAUGGUACUUGGGAUGGAAACGGAUGGUGUCUAAGAACUUGCUCAUGCAACCCACAAUAAAAGAUAGCUUCCAUAAAGCUUUGGAGAUGAUGAGCAGAGCCAUUAACAUCAUUCAACAACCAGGCGCUAAAGAAUCCAUUAUGUACUUAACGAAUUCGGAAAUGAACUCGGCACCACCACCUCCGCCACCCCAAAUUGAGAGCAUUGCUGAGGCAGUCAGGACGGCAUCGAAAAUACCUCAAGGAUUCAAAGAUUUAGUUACAAAACGCUGUGAAGAAAGAGGCAUUAUCUUCGUACCCAUUCCAAACAAAUACCGUGAAGCAAAACAGGUGUACAAAAUAGGUUCUGGUGGUUUGCAGUGUUAUAUAGACAGAAAUGUUAUAUUUUAUUCACAAAACAAUGCAACAUGGUUACCAACGUCCUUAAACAAAUUGCUCGACAUGGCAGCUUAAAGUUUAUAUUAGAUACUUCUUAUGUUAUUAUGGAAAAACACUUCAUAUUCAUUCAUAAUCUCCGGUUCUAUUAAGUAAAUUAAAAAUGUCUGAGUUGUGUUUACUAAGAGAAUCUGAUUCUAGAUAGUGGCCAAUCAACACUUGGGUUUAUUGCAGGUUUUAAUUGAAGUCAAUUAAUUAACAAUUUCAAAGUUUGGUCUAUUUGUCAAUGUUUUUAAUAUCCUUUAAAUCGAGUUUUUUUUCCAU